Molecule: messenger RNA, 1211 nt
Organism: Dermochelys coriacea (leatherback sea turtle)
Lineage: Eukaryota; Metazoa; Chordata; Testudines; Dermochelyidae
Gene: ATP6V0E1
Product: ATPase H+ transporting V0 subunit e1
Exons: 4
Coding region: 126-371 (81 amino acids)
Biological process (GO): proton transmembrane transport
Cellular component (GO): proton-transporting V-type ATPase, V0 domain
Molecular function (GO): proton-transporting ATPase activity, rotational mechanism
Source: RefSeq, a predicted model, not a curated record
CGGCGGGGCUGGGGCGGGGCUCCGCGAGCAGCUGCGGCGGCGGCUGACUCCGAGCGGAGGGGGACCCCGGAGUGGUGCUGUCGCGAGCGUGUCGGAGUGAAGCCCCCCCGCCCCCCAGCCCAGCCAUGGCGUACGGCGGCCUCACCGUGCCCAUCAUCGUCAUGAGCGUUUUCUGGGGGGUAGUCGGCGGCAUCCUGCCUUGGCUCGUGCCCAAGGGGCCUAACCGCGGUGUUAUCAACACAAUGCUGGUGACCUGUGCCGUUUGCUGUUACCUCUUUUGGCUGAUUGCGAUCCUGGCCCAGCUCAACCCUCUCUUUGGUCCACAGUUAAGCAAUGAAACAAUCUGGUAUCUUCAGUAUCAGUGGCCUUAAGGAUGUCUGUCCUCUGUGCUGCCUUUUUUGUGGAUGAGUGUACUGAUGAGUCACACAACUUUCAGUGGGCUUCUGCUUGGCAAGUUCUGGAGCAAGACUGCAACUGAAAGAACUUGGAUGUGCAUCCCUUGGAGAUUCUGUGUACACACUACGAAAUUCCAGGGCACCUGCCAGAGUUCUCAUCAGGCCCACUUAUAAAACUGCACAACUUCCCAGGUGGUAGCUUCUAAUAUGACAAAUUAAACAUGAUAAAUGUACUAACACCACAGAUUAUGCUGAUUUUGGGAUAGAUCUUUGCAGAGAGAACUUUCAAACACCCAAGCAGAUGAAUUCUGUCCAUACUCUCUAGUUACUUGGCCACAACUGUUUCUUUACAGCAUAACAUCUUCCUAGAAAGCAAACAGCUGUGGUUAAUUCACUGAGCAGCUCUUCAGCUAGAAAAUUGCCUCUAUGAAAGAGAGUGACUGAAUUGCCUUUUGCUUUGCAGGUAAAGAAGAUACUUCCUCUAGAUGUAAAAGCUACAUUGAUCCAAAGAUGCUCUUGACAUAGCUGGUUGGAUACCAAACCUGCUUAAUGCCUUAAUGUUUGUAUUGUGUUUAAAAUGGCUUGUUCAAAGCCCUAUAUUUUUCUCCUGGUUUCCUUUUAUGCUGUUUAACAAUGUGCCUAAUACAUAAGAUUUAUACCUUCUUUUCUGUCCUAUAAACUUCUUGUUUUGAUUACACUUGAAAUUUAAGUUCUGAUUUUUUUUUCUGGGAUAUGUGAGUUUGAGGGCAGCCUUCUUCCUUGUCCUGUGUUGCUCAUUCUCCAUGAGCUUUAUGAAACUUCCACACAUUAGGCUGC